Molecule: messenger RNA, 204 nt
Organism: Bipolaris maydis ATCC 48331
Lineage: Eukaryota; Fungi; Ascomycota; Dothideomycetes; Pleosporales; Pleosporaceae
Molecular function (GO): carbonate dehydratase activity; zinc ion binding
Source: RefSeq, a predicted model, not a curated record
UUAGUCACUUGCAACGAGGCCAAUCCGAUGGUUGAUGCGGCACGCCACUUCAACCUCAACACUAGUACUACACGGGUUAUUAGAACGGCUGGAGGACGUAUAGAAGGGGCCAUUAAUAGUAUCUAUCAAAUAGCUCAGUCGGUCAGGAUUGACAUGGUUAUUGUUGUUCAGCAUACCAGUAUGUGUCUACUUUGGUUUUAUUGA